Saimiri boliviensis boliviensis (Bolivian squirrel monkey) is the source of this 5051-nucleotide messenger RNA. It is a transcript of the gene SREBF1, whose product is annotated as sterol regulatory element binding transcription factor 1. Gene Ontology annotation, cellular component: nucleus. The record is from RefSeq and is a predicted model, not a curated record. NCBI's taxonomy places the organism in Eukaryota, Metazoa, Chordata, Mammalia, Primates, Cebidae. Gene Ontology annotation, biological process: regulation of transcription by RNA polymerase II. Gene Ontology annotation, molecular function: RNA polymerase II cis-regulatory region sequence-specific DNA binding; DNA-binding transcription factor activity, RNA polymerase II-specific; protein dimerization activity.
CUCCGCCUCCACCGCCCAGCGGAGCCGCUGCCGCGGGAACCCAGUUUCCGAGGAACUUUUCGCGGGCGCCGGGCCGCCCCCGAGGCCAGGGCAGGACACGAACGCGCAGAGCGGCGGCGGAAGCUGCGAGCCGGGGUCGGCGGCAGUCCCUCGGAAGGGCCGUGCGCGGCGGCGGGCCCGGCGGGCCUCCCGGAGGAGGCGGCUGCGCCAUGGACGAGCUGCCCUUCAGCGAGGCUGUUUUGGAGCAGGCGCUGAGCGAGCCGUGCGAUCUGGACGCGGCGCUGCUGAGCGACAUCGAAGACAUGCUUCAGCUUAUCAACAACCAAGACAGUGACUUCCCUGGCCUGUUUGACCCACCUUAUGCUGGGAGUGGGGCAGCGGGUACGGACCCUGCCAGCCCCGAUACCAGCUCCCCAGCCAGCUUGUCACCACCUCCUGCUACACUGAGCUCCUCCCUCGAAGGCUUCCUGAGCGGGCCGGAGGCAGCACCCUCGCCCCUGUCCCCUCCCCAGCCUGCACCUGCUCCAUUGAAGAUGUACCCGCCCGUGCCCACUUUCUCCCCUGGGCCUGGUAUCAAGGAAGAGUCAGUGCCACUGAGCAUCCUGCAGCCCCCAACCCCACAGUCCCUGCCAGGGGCCCUCCUGCCGCAGAGCUUCCCAGCCCCGGCCCCUCCGCAGUUCAGCUCCACCCCUGUGUUGGGCUACCCCAGCCCUGCAGGCGGCUUCUCCACAGGGAGUCCCGCCCGGGAGCACCCAGCAGCCGCUGCCUGGCCUGCCACUGGCUUCCCCGCCAGGAAUCCCGCCCGUCUCCUUGCACACCCAGGUCCAGAGUGCAGCCCCCCAGCAGCUACUGACAGUCACAGCUGCCCCCACGGCAGCCCCUGCAACGACCACUGUGACCUCGCAGAUCCAGCAGGUUCCGGUCCUGCUGCAGCCCCACUUCAUCAAGGCAGACUCACUGCUUCUGACAGCCAUGAAGACAGAUGGAGCCACUGUGAAGGCGGCGGGUCUCGGCCCCCUGGUCUCCGGUGCCACCGUGCAGACAGGGCCUUUGCCGACUCUGGUGAGUGGCGGAACCAUCUUGGCAACAGUGCCGCUGGUCGUAGAUGCGGACAAGCUGCCCAUCAACCGGCUGGCAGCUGGCAGCAAGGCCCCGGGCUCAGCCCAGAGCCGUGGAGAGAAGCGCACAGCCCACAAUGCCAUUGAGAAGCGCUACCGCUCCUCCAUCAACGACAAAAUCAUCGAGCUCAAGGACCUGGUGGUGGGCACUGAGGCAAAGCUGAAUAAAUCUGCUGUCUUGCGCAAGGCCAUCGACUACAUCCGCUUUCUGCAACACAGCAACCAGAAACUCAAGCAGGAGAACCUGAGUCUGCGCACUGCCGUCCACAAAAGCAAAUCUCUGAAGGAUCUGGUGUCGGCCUGCGGCGGUGGAGAGAACACAGAGGUGCUCAUGGAGGGUGUGAAGACGGAGGUGGAGGACACACUGACCCCACCCCCGUCAGAUGCCGGCUCGCCCUUCCAGAGCAGCCCCUUGUCCCUUGGCAGCAGGGGCAGUGGCAGCGGUGGCAGUGGCAGUGACUCGGAGCCUGACAGCCCCGUCUUUGAAGACAGCCAGGUUGGGCCCUGCCACGGUGCCUCUUUCCCACGCCCAGCCCUAUCUCUGAGCCUCAGGAUAGGGCCAGACCCUAACAGAUCCUACCCCCUAUUUCAUAGAAUAACUGAGGCCUGGAGCCAUGUGGGGUCUCACAGUAAGGUGGGCAGAAUCCUGACCCCCUCCUCAGCCCCAUGCUCUCUGGAGUCCGUCCAGUUCUGCCUUCACCACCCUGCCCACCCCCAGCAGGCAAAGCCGGAGCAGCGGCCGACUGCACACAGCGGGGGCAUGCUGGACCGCUCCCGCCUCGCCCUGUGCACGCUCAUCUUCCUCUGCCUGUCUUGCAACCCCUUGGCCUCCUUGCUGGGGGCCCGAGGGCUUCCCAGCCCCUCGGAGACCACCAGCAUCUACCACAGCCCUGGGCGCAACAUGCUGGGCACUGAGAACCGAGAGGGCCCUGGCUGGGCCCAGUGGCUGCUGCCCCCCGUGGUCUGGCUGCUCAAUGGGCUGCUGGUGCUGGUCUCCUUGGUGCUUCUCUUUGUCUACGGAGAGCCAGUCACGCGGCCCCACUCAGGCCCUGCCGUGCACUUCUGGAGGCAUCGCAAGCAGGCCGACCUGGACCUGGCUCGGGGGGACUUUGCCCAGGCUGCCCAACAGCUGUGGCUGGCCCUGCGGGCGCUGGGCCGACCCCUACCCACCUCCCACCUGGACCUGGCAUGUAGCCUCCUCUGGAACCUCAUCCGUCACCUGCUGCAGCGUCUCUGGGUGGGCCGCUGGCUGGCAGGCCGGGCGGGGGGCCUGCAGCGGGACUGCACUCUGCGGGUGGACGCUCGUGCCAGUGCCCGAGAUGCCGCCCUAGUCUACCAUAAGCUGCACCAGCUGCACACCAUGGGGAAGUACACAGGCGGGCACCUCACUGCCACCAACCUGGCGCUGAGUGCCCUGAACCUGGCAGAGUGUGCAGGGGAUGCCGUGUCUGUGGCGACGCUGGCCGAGAUCUAUGUGGUAGCUGCAUUGAGAGUGAAGACCAGUCUUCCGAGGGCCUUGCAUUUUCUGACCCGUUUCUUCCUGAGCAGUGCCCGCCAGGUCUGCCUGGCACAGAGUGGCUCAGUGCCCCUUGCCAUGCAGUGGCUCUGCCACCCAGUGGGCCAUCGUUUCUUCGUGGAUGGGGACUGGGCCGUGCUCAGCACCCCACGGGAGAGCCUGUACAGCUUGGCCGGGAACCCAGUGGACCCCCUGGCCCAGGUGACUCAGCUAUUCCGGGAACAUCUCUUGGAGCGAGCACUGAACUGUGUGGCCCAGCCCAACCCCAGUCCUGGGUCAGCUGAUGGGGACAAGGAAUUCUCGGAUGCCCUCGGGUACCUGCAGCUGUUGAACAGCUGUUCUGAUGCCGCUGGGGCUCCCACCUGCAGCUUCUCCAUCAGUUCCAGCAUGGCCACCACCACCGGCGUAGACCCGGUGGCCAAGUGGUGGGCCUCUCUGACAGCCGUGGUGAUCCACUGGCUGCGGCGGGACGAGGAGGCAGCCGAGCAGCUGUGCCCGCUGGUGGAGCACCUGCCCCGGGUGCUGCAGGAGUCUGAGAGACCCCUGCCCAGGGCGGCUCUGCACUCAUUCAAGGCUGCCCGGGCCCUUCUGGGCUGUGCCAAGGCAGAGUCUGGCCCAGCCAGCCUGACCAUCUGUGAGAAGGCCAGUGGGUACCUUCAGGACAGCCUGGCUACCACACCAGCCGGCAGCUCCCUUGACAAGGCCGUGCAGCUGUUCCUGUGUGACCUGCUCCUUGUGGUGCGUACCAGCUUGUGGCGCCAGCAGCAGCCCCCGGCCCCAGCCCCAGCAGGCCAGGGUGCCAGCAGCGGGCCCCAGGCUUCUGCGCUUGAGCUCCGUGGCUUCCAACGGGACCUGAGCAGCCUGAGGCGGCUGGCACAGAGCUUCCGGCCCGCCAUGCGGAGGGUGUUCCUACAUGAAGCCACGGCCCGGCUGAUGGCGGGGGCCAGCCCUGCACGGACACACCAGCUUCUGGACCGCAGUCUGAGGCGGCGGGCAGGCCCCGGUGGCAAAGGAGGCGCGGCGGCGGAGCUGGAGCCACGGCCCACGCGGCGGGAGCACGCGGAGGCUCUGCUGCUGGCCUCCUGCUACCUGCCCCCCGGCUUCCUGUCGGCGCCCGGGCAGCGCAUGGGCAUGCUGGCUGAGGCGGCGCGAACGCUCGAGAAGCUCGGCGAUCGCCGGCUGCUGCACGACUGUCAGCAGAUGCUCAUGCGCCUGGGUGGUGGGACCACUGUCACUUCCAGCUAGACUCCGCGAUGUCCCCAGCCUCAGCGCCCUUACCUCCAGCCACCUGGGUUCCGUGUGGCUUCUGUCCUGCGUCGAAGCGCUGAAGGCCGAAGGCAGCGCCAGAGAUCCUGGCCUCCACGGUUCAGCCGCGGCUGCAGUGUCCUUUCCGCGUGGAAGGCCUGAGGGGCGCGACUCCGACUGGAAGCGCGGCGGCCAUGACAGUGCUGACCUCUGGUGGCCGAUCUGGGCACUGCAGGGGCCGAGCCGUUGGCGGGGGAGGGGGCCCUUCUUGCUCUGCAGGCACCUUAGUGGCUUUCCCCCUCCUGUCUAGAGGGAAGAGAGGGGUACAUUUCCGUCCGCUGCCCGAAGCCACCUUGGCUUUCCCGGACUGCGAGCGGGGCUCGGCCCCGAGCGCCUCUCUCCCCCGCGUGGAAGACGCGUACGUAGUGUAGCGUGCCUGACCUGAGGCUCCUGUGCUACUUUUGCCUUUUGCAAACUUUAUUUUCAUAGUUGGAGAAGUUUUGUACAGAGAAUUAAAAAUGAAAUUAUUUAUAAUCUGGGAUUUGUUUCUUCAGCCGACGGAUGUGCUGACCAGUGAGCGUGCUUGGGCCCGCCCCCCAGCACCUAGGCAGAGGCUUCCCAUCCCCCGCCGGCCGCUUUCCCACGUUCGUGUGGGGAGGGCUGGCUGUACGGCCUCCAGCCGACCUGUGCCCCCGCUUCCAGGGCACGUGUUCGGGCUGCGCCAACCCCUAGGGCCUCGAUGGGCUCAGCCGUGCCCCCGUCAGGUCCUCGGGUGGCGUGGGAGGAUGGACUGUCCUCCAGAACCCGUGUACUGUACGACAGGGGCUCGGGUCUCCCUAGGUCUGGCAUGUCUCACCUCCCGCUUCCUGUCCCCCUGGUCACUUCACAGCAGAGAAGCCUCCGACCUCCCUCCCGACCUGCGGCCACGCUGGAGACGGGCCACAGGAGCCACAGGGGCGGGGGAGGUUUCCCGUUCCGUGAAGGGCCUCAGCCCCUCCCUUCAUUCCCAUACCCCAGCUAAAGCCUGGCCCGGCUCCCAGCUGAAUCUGGUCGGAAUCCACGGGCUGCAGAUUUUCCAAAACAAUCGUUGUAUCUUUAUUGACUUUUUUUUUUUUUUCUGAAUGCAAUGACUGUUUUUUACUCUUAAGGAAAAUAAACAUCUUUUAGAAACA